Molecule: messenger RNA, 1788 nt
Organism: Talaromyces marneffei
Lineage: Eukaryota; Fungi; Ascomycota; Eurotiomycetes; Eurotiales; Trichocomaceae
Exons: 2
Coding region: 1-1788 (595 amino acids)
Biological process (GO): DNA replication; DNA replication initiation; mitotic DNA replication preinitiation complex assembly
Cellular component (GO): DNA replication preinitiation complex
Molecular function (GO): single-stranded DNA binding; DNA replication origin binding
Source: RefSeq, a predicted model, not a curated record
AUGGCAACAGCAACCACUAUGUUGAGCACCGCUGAUGCCAACCAACUCAAUACUCUGCGCGUCGAACUCAAACAAUGGGAAAAGGCGUUUGCGGAUGCAAAUGGAGGACGAAAAGCGGGGAGACAUGAUAUCAAGCAGGAUCCAAGCAUAGCCGCCAAAUACAAAACUUACGGCCGACUGCGCGCCCUUGAGGAAUCAUCCACAUCCACGCAUCACGCCGGCGGUCAAGACAAAACGCCAUCAAAACCAAGCAACCGCGAGACUCGAACAAAGCGUAAACACGCCGACAUAGCUCACGACGAUACAGAAACAAAUAAUCACUACACACCCCGAAAAGCGCGACGAGAAAUCAUCACCCCUUCAAAGAAUAACAUCAACCCGAAUCAUCCUGCAACAUUAGAUCCCUAUGAUUCACCAUCUGUGUUUCGUCGACUAUUCAGUCCAUCAACCCAUCGUCAAUCGCAACAACCAUCUCCGCUUCCCUUCAAAACCUCCAUUGGGCCUACACCGCAACGCAAUGGCAAAAUCUUGGGUUUGUUUGAUAUGCUCUCUGCUUCCGGGGGAAAUACGGCGACGCCAUCCGCCAAACGGGUUGCGGCGCUAGAUCAUGCCAUUGUGCAGACGCCGUCGAGGAGGAAGACGGGUCAGAAAUUGGAUAAUAUUUCCGAAUCCGCGGAUAAUGAGGGGGACAAAGAAGAUAAUGAGUAUGAGAAUACGAUUGGUAUGGGGCGGACACCAGCAUCAUCGAGUAAGAGAUUAUACCUUGAACGAUUGUUUGCGACGCCGACCACGCUUCGGUUUGCGACUAUGAUGGAAAAUGAGAAGGAUAAUCAGCCGCAACGGAUACUGUAUCAGAAGGCAGUUACAGAGGCACAAACGGAUGAAAAGGAUGCGCUCGCUUCAGGAACGCCUAGCUUUCUCCGACGGUCGAAUUCGGGAAGAUACGUAUCUAGCAACGAUAAUGAUUCGGCUAAUCCGCUCAGUCCAGUUGGUGUUCGAAAACACCAGCGGUAUAACGGCAAGGGGCUUACUGCGCUGGUACAGGGGCUGCGGGAUAUGGAGAAUGAGCGGAUGGAUGAUGAUUGGGAUAUCCUGAAUGAAAUAGAGGCGGAACAAAACGGGACGGCGGGAGAAAACGUCCAAGUGGGUGAUAGUCAAGUACCUCACGACGCUACAGGUGAAGAUCCGAAUGGUGGAAGGGUAUGGAAAAAGAAAGGGCAGAAAAGGACGACUCGGCUUGUCAAGAUGAAGCCGGUAAUGCAGGUCAAGAAUAAACCAUCGCGAACGACUACCGCAAAUGCUUCGAAGAGUACCGAACAAAGGCAAGACGAAGAGAGUGAAGAAAGCGAGGACGAGCUUCAACCCAAGUCGCCAGGUGCCGAUGAGGAUUCCCUUCCGCGCACUAGAACUCUCAGAGAGAGAAAGCAAACCACAGAGGAUAACCUCAAUGAAGACGACGCAAACGAAGAGGAGGAUGAUUACAACGACAUAGACUCAGACAACAACUCAGACGACCUAGACUUCACCGAAACUGCCUCCGCAAAACAAGCACUUCCUACCACAAUGGUAAAGCCAAUGUCAAGUUUCUCCGAGAAAUUGAAGGCCGCUUUCUCGUCCGUGAAACCACUUAAAAAGAAAGCAGUCGCCGAAAAGGACGAAGACAAACCAAAACCGUCGUCGCCGAAGAAGAGAAAAGUCAAUCCUGACGCGCAUGCAAAUUACAGAUCACUUAAGAUCCGAUCAAAGGGGCAAGGCAGAUUUGGGCGGGGAAGAUUUGGACGGCGUUGA